CUCUUGCUUAGCGGCCCUUCCUUGGUGGCGCUGAUUAAUCCAGAAGGGCUAGAUUUCACUGGAGCGGUGGCAGCUUCCCCGGGUGGGCAGCUCUGGUCCUGCACGGUGUCAAUGAUGAAAGCUUCCAGGGAAAAUGCACUUAAGGAAGCUGCCCAAGGAGACCAUCGCCUGAGGCCCCAUUAUGCAGGCCUUCCCGCAAGGGCCCGCCAGCUCGACAAGGUGAAAGCAGAGUAUGCUCGGCUUAAACACACGCUCACCAUAGUGACCAGAGAACGUGAUUUGGCCGUGAAGGAGAAACACCAGCUCCAAGCCAAGCUGGAGAACCUAGAACAGGUCCUAAAGCACAUGCGAGAGGCCGCAGAACGGCGGCAGCAGCUGGAGUUGGAGCAUGAACAAGCCCUGGCCAUCCUCAACGCCAAGCAGCAGGAAAUUGACCUCCUGCAGAAGGCUCAGGUUGAAGCUAAGAAAGAACAUGAAGGUGCAGUGCAGCUGCUAGAGUGCAAGGUGCGGGAGCUGGAGGAGAAAUGCCGGACGCAGAGUGAGCAGUUCAGCCUGCUGUCCCGGGAUCUGGAGCAAUUUCGCCAGCACGCCGGCAAGAUCGACCUGCUGGGCAGCAGCCCCGUGGCCUCCCUGGAUGUCCCCUCGUCCCCCAGCAAGUCUUUCCCAAGGUUCAUGAACGGACUGGCUCCCUCCAUUGGAAAAGGUCAGGAGAGCGCCCUUGGAAGCCGCACUGUGGUCGGUGAAUAUAUCCGGCCCCUCCCGCUCCCGGGUGACAAGCCGGAACCUCUGUCCGUCAAGCCCACCUUCCUGUCAAGAUCCAGUGGCCCAAGAUGCAGAUUUGAAUCAGACAUGGAUAAUGAUCGGAAUUCCAAUACCGCCAAGCAGAGGUACUCGGGGAAGGUCCACUUGUGUGUCGCCCGCUACAGUUAUAACCCCUUCGAUGGGCCCAAUGAGAACCCGGAGGCUGAGCUGCCCCUCACGGCAGGGAAGUAUCUCUACGUCUAUGGAGACAUGGAUGAGGACGGCUUCUAUGAAGGCAAGCUUCUGGACGGGCAGCGGGGCCUGGUGCCCUCCAACUUUGUGGAUUUCAUCCAGGACAACGAGUCUCGACUGGCCAGCACGCUGGGGAACGACCAGGAUCAGAACUUCAUCAACCAUGCGGGCGUCGGCUCGGAGGGGGAGAACAUUCUGGACCUCCACUCUCCAACGCUCACGGACUCCGGCCUCGCCGACCACGGGGCGGGGACGCUGGACGUGAACAUCGACGACAUCGGAGAAGACAUCGUGCCUUACCCUCGGAAAAUCACCCUCAUCAAACAACUCGCCAAAAGUGUCAUUGUGGGCUGGGAGCCCCCGGCAGUGCCCCCGGGCUGGGGGACCGUGAACAGCUACAACGUGCUGGUGGACGCGGAGACGCGCCUGAGCCUGGCACUGGGCGGCAGGACCAAGGCCCUGGUGGAGAAGCUCAACAUGGCAGCCUGCACCUACCGCAUCUCCGUGCAGAGUGUCACCAGCCGGGGCAGCUCGGAUGAGCUGCGGUGCACGCUGCUGGUGGGCAAGGAUGUGGUGGUGGCUCCCUCCCACCUGCGUGUGGACAACAUCACCCAGAUCUCUGCCCAGCUCUCCUGGCUGCCCACCAACAGCAAUUACAGCCAUGUCAUCUUCCUCAACGAGCAGGAGUUGGAUGUCGUCAGGGCCGCCAGGUACAAGUACCAGUUCUGCAACCUCAGGCCCAACAUGGCUUACAAGGUGAAGGUCCUGGCCAAGCCCCAUCAGAUGCCCUGGCAGCUCCCCCUGGAGCAGAGGGAGCGGAAGGAGGCCUUCGUGGAGUUCUCCACGCUGCCUGCAGGUCCUCCAGCACCCCCACAAGAUGUUGCUGUCCAAGCUGGGGCCACCCCAGCCACCGUCCAGGUCUCCUGGAGGCCGCCCGCUCUGACGGCCACUGGGCUGUCCAAUGGAGCCAAUGUCACCGGCUACGGCGUGUACGCAAAAGGGCAGAGGGUCGCUGAGAUCAUCUCGCCCACAGCGGACUGCACGGCCGUGGAGCUGGUACGCCUGCGCAGCCUGGAAGCCAAGGGCGUGACCGUGCGGACCCUCUCUGCCCAGGGCGAGUCCGUGGACUCUGCUGUCGCUGCCAUUCCCCUCGACCUCCUGGUGCCUCCAACCCCCCACCCGAGAACUGCUCCCACACCGAAGCCAUUAGCAAGUGCCGGAGCCCCCGAAACCAAAGAUGAGCACCCGGGUCCCCACGCCGUGGUGGACGAGGCCUGGGAACACGGCCGGGCACCCGCCCCAGCCCACGGGCACCUGCUGGAGCCGCCCGGCCUGCAGGGCUUGGGCCCCGGGCGGCGGUCGCCCUCGCCCAGCCGCAUCCUCCCGCAGCCGCAGGGCACCCCGGUCUCCACCUCGGUCGCCAAGGCCAUGGCCCGGGAAGCCGCACAGAGGGUGGCCGAGAGCAGCAGGUUAGAGAAAAGGAGCCUCUUCCUGGAGAGGAGCAGCGGACAGUAUGCAAACUCGGACGAGGAGGACGGCUAUGAGUCUCCGGACGUCAAGAGGAGGGGCGCAUCUGUGGAUGAGUUCCUGAAAGGCUCGGAGCUGGGCAAACCGCCACACUGUUGCCAUGGAGACGAUUACCACACGGAGAGCAGCCGGGGGUCUGACCUCUCGGACAUCAUGGAGGAGGAUGAGGAGGAGCUGUACUCUGAAAUGCAGCUGGAGGACGGGGGCAGGAGGCGGCCGAGCGGCACGUCCCACAAUGCCCUCAAGGAGUGCUCUAAGAAUAGGACCACUGAACGUGCUUUCUCGGAGUUACCCGAGUACCCCCAACAGACCCACCACACUAAGAGACUUUUCAGUAUCCCCGAAGUAGCGGAGGAGGAUGGAGAACCUUGUGAGUUCCUGCAUAAGCAGGCCUUAGGGUCCUCCUCCAGGGUCAGGACCGGGCUGGCCAGAGAUCCCAGGCCCGCCAGGCCCUGCCGGGGGCACGAGGCCCUCCACGGAUCCUGGUACCCCACGAAACCCAGGGGCCCCCAGGCCGACGACUUCGUAUUCGAAGACAGAGGCUGUCGGUUCAGCCGCUCGGCCACCAGGAGCCCGGACAGCGGCCUGGACUGCGGCAGUGAAGAGGAGGAGAUGCGAUUUAGUUUCCGAAGCCCCACUGCCCAGUGCAGCCCCGGGCCCGGGCACUGUCCUUGUAGGAGGAGCCUGAGGCCCCUGCUGGCCCGGCGCCGGACGCUGACCAGGCAGAGCAGCAUCGAAGAGGAUUUUGGGGAGCCAGUGGAGCCCGGCGUCGUCGUCAGGAGCGAUGGGCCCCACCCGAGCCCAGAGAGGUCCACCCCCAGCAAGUACGGCUGGGAUGAGCCCACGGGCCGCGAGGAUUUCCGAGAUGCCUGGAAGAAAAGCAUAAAAAUGCCCGACAGUAGGGCCAUUGCCCGACAGGCCCAGCCUCCUCCCCGGGUUGCAGACGGCCCUUUGAUUUUAGGAAACCCGGUGACCGCAGGACGGGCUGAUCGGGCGGAUCACGUGGGCCGGAGGUUUUCCCACGGCAGUGCUGGUUCCCACAGGUCCCGGCCAAUGAUGGUCCAUUCUGCGGAUGAGUAUGGGCGGGACCGACUUUCUCCGGACUUCUACGAAGAGUCAGAGACAGACCCUGGGGCAGAGGAGCUCCCAGCCCGCAUCUUUGUGGCCCUUUUUGACUACGACCCCCUUACCAUGUCCCCGAACCCAGACGCUGCGGAAGAGGAGCUUCCCUUUAAAGAAGGGCAGAUCAUCAAGGUGUAUGGUGAUAAAGACGCUGAUGGAUUCUACCGCGGGGAAACCUGUGCCCGGCUUGGCCUUAUUCCCUGUAACAUGGUCUCUGAAAUCCAGGCAGAUGAUGAGGAGAUGAUGGACCAGCUUCUCAGACAAGGCUUCCUCCCUCUGAACACACCUGUGGAGAAAAUAGAGAGGAACAGAAGAGGCGGCAGGCAGCACUCGGUGUCCACGCGAAGGAUGGUGGCCCUGUAUGACUACGACCCGAGGGAGAGCUCGCCCAACAUCGACGUCGAGGCUGAACUUACAUUUUGCACAGGAGAUAUUAUUACUGUUUUUGGUGAAAUUGAUGAAGAUGGAUUUUAUUAUGGGGAGCUUAAUGGGCAGAAAGGGCUUGUACCUUCCAACUUCCUAGAAGAAGUGCCUGAUGAUGUAGAAGUCUACCUUUCCGACGCGCCGUCCCACUACUCACAGGACAUGCCAAUGCGCUCCAAGACGAAAAGGAAGAAGAGUGUUCAUUUCACACCUUAAUCAGGCAAUGUAGCCUUCACGUAAGUGAGCAACUGAAGAUACCUAUAAAGAUACCAACUUAAGCUACCUUAACUGGACCAAUGUGGUAGACUUAAGGCUUCACUGUGGGGUUAAAAAAAAAAAAAAAGAAAUAUGUCUCAAAAAUCCAUUGGACCUAAAGUAUUACUUGGUCUCAGUUGUAAAGCAACUGAAUUUGCAGUGAAAUAAAUCAUCUUUAAUAAUUAUUUCCUACGAUUUACAUUAAGAAUAUUUGAAAGGCCAACAUUGGGAACAUAUUUCUUAACAGGCUAAUUGUUCGUUUACACAGAGUGUUCCAAUGUCUACUCAUAAUUAAAGCUGCAUAUUGCAUUGUUAGCCACUCUUGGAAAAAGCACAACCUAAUAAAUGUUUACUAUGGAAAUUUUACUUAAAAAAAAAAAUGCAACUCGAGAUCGAGCAGAUGAAUAGUGAACAAGAGGUGAUCUAGAGUUGGCACUGAACACUUCCCAUGCUGGCUUGAGCAGCAGACAGCUUUUUCUUAAGUGACCACCCCUCUACCUUACAGGAGAGCUGGUGCUUCUCCUCAAAGCACAAGUGAGUGUCCUGAACACAAAGGCGUUUGGUGGAAGACUGCUCUGUUGGUAUACCAAUGCAAUACUAAGUUUAAUGAAACAUGCAGCUCAAACGAUUGCAUUAGAUGGAAUAGAUGGUAUCUUCAGGUGUACUUUGGGAUGCUUUACUAGGUGUUUUCCAUUAGAAUUAGACCUUGAUUUUAAAUCCAAGUAAGCUUGAAGCCCCUUGGCUCAUAUCAUUUGCCUGUUGAAUAAUGAACACUCAUAUUAGAGAGAGGUUUGCUCUGGUGAGGUAAGGGAAUAAGAGGAAUGCAGGCAUGCCCAGGACCAGAAACAUGAGUGAGGCCAGUUGUCAUGCCUCCCAUAUAGUUCUGCUCUUGUAAAGCAGCAUUAAGCACUAAAGUGUACAAAAGUCCUACCAUGUGCUCUAUAUUGACAAAAAGACAUCUUUAAUAUCUUGGAAAUAACAAAAGCAUACAAUAAGGGCCUUUAAGCUUUCUUUGAUUGUAAUUAAGGUUCAUUUUAGUUUUUUUUUCUUUUCUUUCAACCGGUGUGCCAUCUCCAAUGUUUCUACAGUAUACUAACCAACCCAGGAAUGCACUCAGCAAUGUCAGGGUUUUAUAUACCCAAGUAGUUUUCAUAUACAACAAAACUUUAAGAACUUUUUUCUUUAAGAACUUUUGUGUUUAAGAUUACUUUUGUGUUUAAGAUGGGUACUUGGCCAAUACUACUCUCAACAUAAUUCAAAAUAACUUUUUUUUUUUCCUGCUCUUGGUCUUAGUUUACAAAGUAAAUUACUACCUAGCUUUGUUUUGUCAAAGCAAUGGCCACCCCCUCCCCGGAGACAAAGAAACUGAAAACCCAACAUUGAUGGCUAGACCCACCCCCCUGUCAGAGAUAUGCCCUGGGAGGGGUGUGAGCCUCUCAUGGCAUACUCUAACCCUUGGAAGAAGGCAUGAUCCACCCUUACCUUUCCUGGUGGGAAACGGGGCAGCGCGGGGCUUCUGAUGUUACGGAGUGAGCGGAUGGAUGUUGUUGGCGCUCGCGCACUCAAUGAACUGUACCAAUGUACCUACUAGGUUCCUGCUGAGGGUUCAGGUACAGCAAGGAGAGCGCCAUCCCCCACAGUGCAUCUCCAUUCGGGGUCGCCUCCGUCACCUAAGGGUACUGGUAGUCCUGGGAGAGGCAGGGACAUGUCCUCGAAAAAGAAAAAGGGGCUGCUUUCCAAAGGCAAGAAACUGCUGAAAAAGCUGGGUGCAGUGAAAUGAUUCAUGUGCUUCCGGACAACCUCCAAAUCUAUGUAAUUUUCUUUAAUUCCAAACUAGGGCUUUCAUGACUCAAGUACUUCCUAAAAAAACAAUCUUCUCCCCUGACACCAGUAGAGAAAUGCUCUUUGCACUACCAUCCACUUUAAGCCCAGCGCCAGGACAAAGAGCUGCUGGUGCUCCCACCCGCCUCGGCCCAUCGCUCUUAUUAGUGCCCAGGCUCUGGCGGCAGCUGGGCUGUCUCGAGAACAUGCAGGGGGCCAGUAGCUCUUUGUGGCUCACUCCCUACCUGGGAUUCCAGUCUUUGUGCAUUUGUCAUCUGCCCUUAAAGGAAUGAUUUCAACCUCUCUCCCUUUUCAAAAUGCUUGCCUCAUAAUGCAUAACUCUCACUUUAACUCUGGUCUUGAAAUUCCUAGUUUACUCGCCUUGAUGUCCUGCCUUAUAAAUGCACAGUGAUUUGUACUGUCUAAUAAAAACUACAGUGUACACUUUGUAUGUGUCGUGCAUUCAGUGCUCUCAUCCUCACAGACACAGUGGUUUGAAACCAAGUUGUGCAGGCUGUGCAAUUUAAGAUCCUGGCUUUUCAGCUUUUAAAGCAAGCCAGGCCACACACAGAAAAUGUUUACUUAUUCACAUCAUUCAAAAAAGCGGAGAGGAAGUAGCUUUGGUAAAGUACCACUUCUCCAACCUGCCAGACACCUGGUAAUAGUCAUUGCUUUCAGUGUUACAUUUUGUGGCAUAUGGAUUUACGUUACUUUCAUUAUUUGUCAAAAUGCCAUACACAGCCAACAGUGAACAGCACACACGUAAAGCAAGCCACAUGAUGCAUAAGCCACACCAGAAACAUCCUAAAUUCAAGUCUCUUCAAAAUUAUCCCAUACCAAUCUUCACCAUUGGCACCUGAACAAAAAAAGAUUUACAAAGUUGCUGGCAGAUGUAUUUGACGGUUACUAUUUUGUAAUUCUUGUCCACUUGUAAAUUGUUUUUACUCUUUAUACAUACUUUUCAGACUGCCUUUCUUUUGUAAUUGAUGGAAGGUUUAUAAAUGGAUGACAAAGCUUUCCCCAUUGUGUCUUCAAAAAUGAUACUGUAAAUUGUAACAUAAUAGUAUGUGGUAGCUUUAUUAAAAGGAGAUUACUCUACGUGUGGUUAAGUUCUGCGUGGGCGUGUGCAUGUGUACAGUUCGUGUAAAAUAUUUUAUAAAAAUAAAAUUUGUUAUUUUAUACAAUGCCAG
This is a messenger RNA of Cervus elaphus (red deer), 7331 nucleotides long. RefSeq names its product RIMS binding protein 2 (gene RIMBP2). The transcript is spliced from 22 exons. The record is from RefSeq and is a predicted model, not a curated record. Gene Ontology annotation, molecular function: protein binding. The coding region runs from base 112 to 4281 and encodes 1389 amino acids. Lineage: Eukaryota; Metazoa; Chordata; Mammalia; Artiodactyla; Cervidae. Gene Ontology annotation, biological process: neuromuscular synaptic transmission.